Messenger RNA from Esox lucius (northern pike), 2728 nucleotides. RefSeq names its product protein Wnt-7a. Gene Ontology annotation, biological process: positive regulation of JNK cascade; canonical Wnt signaling pathway; multicellular organism development. Bases 369 to 1421 code for a protein of 350 amino acids. Gene Ontology annotation, cellular component: extracellular region. Gene Ontology annotation, molecular function: cytokine activity; frizzled binding. The record is from RefSeq and is a predicted model, not a curated record. The transcript is spliced from 4 exons. Lineage: Eukaryota; Metazoa; Chordata; Actinopteri; Esociformes; Esocidae.
CCAGGCAGGAUUCCGCAGUAGGGCCACAUGUCUUCUCUGAACACGCCCAGAUAGAUGAGCCAGAUAUAUAGAACCUGCGGGUAGCAAAGGAACUUUGAGAAGGAGAUAAUCGCGCUACAGCCUUGGCUCAUCCUCAGUAUUACCUGUGACACCCUCGCAAUGACAAAACGGCGCAGCAAAGGGGCCACGUAAAGGGAGUUUGCGAAUACCAUGACAGCUCCUAUACAAUAAUUGAGAGUAGCGUGUAUCUAUUGGGGAUAUUCGCUAUUACCGACUUGGAGUAAGUUUGGAUACUUGGACAGUGACUGGGAGAAUACCCGUUCAUCGUUUAAUCUCAAACAUUGCAUGAAACAGAGCGAAGAAGCACCAUGAGUCGGAAAACUAGACGCUGGAUCUUUCGGGUUUUGCUUUGCCUUGGGAUUGUCUAUUUGAAAAUCGGUGGCUUUUCAUCGGUGGUCGCGCUAGGUGCGAGUAUAAUCUGUAACAAGAUUCCCGGUUUGGCUCCCCGACAGCGGAUAAUCUGCCAGAGUCGCCCCGAUGCCAUUAUAGUCAUCGGAGAGGGAGCCCAAAUGGGAAUAAACGAGUGUCAGUUUCAGUUCAAAAAUGGGCGCUGGAACUGCUCUGCGCUUGGAGAGAGGACGGUCUUCGGAAAAGAGUUGAAAGUGGGCAGUAAAGAGGCUGCGUUCACUUAUGCCAUCAUCGCGGCCGGCGUUGCCCACGCCAUCACCGCGGCCUGUACGCAGGGGAACUUGAGCGACUGUAGCUGCGACACGGAGAAGCAGGGCUUCUACAGUAAAGGUCAGGGCUGGAAGUGGGGCGGCUGUUCAGCAGACAUCAGCUACGGAUUAGGCUUCUCCAAGGUCUUUGUGGAUGCCAGAGAGGUGAAGCAGAACGCAAGGUCCCUCAUGAACCUACACAACAACGAGGCUGGACGCAAGAUCCUGGAGAGGAACAUGCGCCUGGAAUGCAAGUGUCACGGCGUUUCAGGCUCCUGCACCACCAAAACCUGCUGGACUACACUCCCCAAGUUCCGCGAGCUCGGCUACAUUCUCAAAGAAAAAUAUGCCCACGCCGUUCACGUGGAACCUGUCAAAGCCAGCCGCAACAAGCGGCCCAAAUUCCUCAAGAUCAAGAAGCCCUACUCCUACCGGAAACCAAUGGAUACGGACCUGGUGUACAUCGAGAAGUCCCCCAACUACUGCGAGGCGGACCCGGUGACGGGCAGCAUGGGGACACAGGGCCGCGUGUGCAACAAGACCGUCAUGCAGCAGAUCAGCGGCUGUGACCUGAUGUGCUGCGGGCGGGGCUACAACACCCACCAGUACUCCCGCGUGUGGCAGUGCAACUGCAAGUUCCUGUGGUGUUGCUACGUCAAGUGCAACACCUGCAGCGAGAGGACCGAGGUCUACACCUGCAAAUGACUGGAUUCAUGGGACCGUCCGAAGUGUGUGUGUGUGUGUGUGUGUGUGUGCGCGCGGAACUUCGUAUGAACCAAUGCGUCGCCGGCGUUUUCUCUGCAUGCAAUAUAUGUUGAGGAGAUGCUCGAGGAAUGCCGGCGAAUGAUCCCGCUCCCCUCUCAGUGGAACUUUAAACCGGGACGCCUGCGCUGGGCUGAGGGAGCUCUGGCAACAGGGGCGACACGUCGCCAUAACAGGGACCCGCAUGCGUCCUGAAAGCCAGGAUGAGACAGCCUUAGGACAUGAACUUGAACACACUGAGCUGCCUGCCUAGCUGUGCGUGCGGACCAGGUGUCUCUGCCGAGACUGUUAACAAGCUACGGAUGGAUGUGCACUAUUUACUGUUGAGCGGAUGGACGCUCACCAUGAUUCAACGCUGGAUAUAAUGCUGGAAUGUGCUAUUACUGUAGUCCCCCCGUAGCUCAAUAGGACACGCUAUGCACAAAUUAAAUUAAACAGUCAUUGGGAAUAUUUAACACUGUAUUUAGAUACAAAUAAAUAAUAUUAAUUUAUUUUAUAAAGUAACUACUGAUUUUGUCCAUUAUGGAGCAAUUCUAAUUGUGUAGAGGAUUGGGAGGAGGGGCUUCCUCAUCGAGAGUUUUUGUUAUUGUUUUUGUUUCAUUUGUUAAUGCAACUAUACACUGAAAUUUAGUUAGCCUAGAUUUUCCAUACUGUGUUCUUGAUAUCGUUCCAGGUUUGCCUGGUAAUAGGCUACUGACAUUGACUUCAUUAGUUUGCGCUAAUCUGAAAGUGCAGCCUGUCCGCUUCAUAGUGGCUUGGCCAGAAUUCGUGCACUAUAUCAGGUAUAGGGUGCCAUUUUGGACAUGUCCUUAGUCUUUCUUCUGUAUGCUGCUAGUCUGGAGAAUCCCUCAACAUGGAAUAAGGGCUUCAACAUUACUGUUUGUGUUGAAUGGCAUUGUUCAACUCAAGCUGACUAAAUUUAACAAGACAUUUUGAAACAGACACUCUUUUUGGUAAAUAUUCGUAAAGAGAGUAUAUUUUGUUAAAGCCUAUUUUUAUAUGAAUGUCUUAUUUAUACAAUUUCCUCCGGUAUAAUUCAAUUUCCCCCUCAUCCCUCAGUAUAAUGCAUGUGGAAAUAUUUUGCGACCUUGUGUUCGCCAAUGCUGUCACUUCACUUCCAUUGUUGUAUACUGUAUGUGACUGGAAUGGUGCCUUUGUCCCUGUGAAUAUAUGGCUGUGUUCAAACUGCUUUGUUUACUGCAUUUCAUGAAAGCUAUGGUUGGAAUACAGGAACGGGAUACUACUACAAA